Molecule: messenger RNA, 2536 nt
Organism: Propithecus coquereli (Coquerel's sifaka)
Lineage: Eukaryota; Metazoa; Chordata; Mammalia; Primates; Indriidae
Gene: EPN2
Product: epsin 2
Exons: 11
Coding region: 295-2223 (642 amino acids)
Biological process (GO): endocytosis
Cellular component (GO): clathrin vesicle coat; plasma membrane; endosome
Molecular function (GO): phospholipid binding; clathrin binding
Source: RefSeq, a predicted model, not a curated record
ACAGUAUUUAUUUCCAAGCUGGGCACAGUGCUAGGUGUGGCUGCUCACUGGUGAUGAGACAGAUGGAGGUCACCAACCGUGUGGACCAGAGCCUAGUGUCAUAGACAUGGACCUCACUCUAGCCUGGUCAUGGCUUCCAGCUUCUCGGCUCUCGGGCUCCAGAGGAGGAAAUGACUGUUCAGGGAUCUUGCUCUAGAUUGAUUGCAGAAACUGAGCCUUCCUAGGGUGCAGACUUAACAAGGUCAGGGAAGUUUCUCUCUUUGAAGGGCUUUAAGUUUGUAACAAAGAAAAAAGAUGACGACUUCUUCUAUCAGACGGCAGAUGAAAAACAUUGUGAACAAUUACUCAGAAGCUGAAAUCAAAGUCCGGGAAGCCACUUCCAAUGACCCAUGGGGCCCAUCCAGCUCUCUGAUGACCGAGAUAGCUGACCUGACCUACAAUGUAGUGGCCUUCUCGGAGAUCAUGAGCAUGGUGUGGAAGCGGCUCAAUGACCAUGGCAAGAACUGGCGGCACGUGUACAAGGCACUGACGCUGCUGGACUAUCUCAUCAAGACGGGGUCUGAGCGGGUGGCCCAGCAGUGCCGAGAGAAUAUCUUUGCCAUCCAGACCCUGAAGGACUUCCAGUACAUAGACCGCGAUGGCAAGGACCAGGGCAUCAAUGUGCGUGAGAAGUCAAAGCAACUGGUGGCCCUUCUCAAGGACGAGGAGCGGCUGAAGGCCGAGAGGGCCCAGGCUCUCAAGACCAAAGAGCGCAUGGCUCAGGUUGCCACUGGUAUGGGCAGCAACCAGAUCACCUUUGGGCGUGGGUCCAGCCAGCCCAACCUCUCCACCAGCUACUCGGAGCAGGAGUACGGCAAGGCUGGGGGAUCACCGGCCUCCUACCAUGGCUCACCUGAGGCCUCGCUGUGCCCCCAGCACCGUGCAGGGGCCCCGCUGGGUCAGAGUGAGGAGCUGCAGCCACUGAGCCAGCGCCACCCCUUCCUGCCGCACCUGGGGCUAGCCUCCCGCCCAAAUGGUGACUGGUCCCAGCCCUGCCUCACUUGUGACCGCGCAGCCCGAGCUUCCACCUCACCGAGGGUGUCGUCUGAGCUGGAGCAAGCCCGGCCCCAGACUAGCGGAGAAGAGGAGCUUCAGCUGCAGCUGGCACUUGCCAUGAGCAGAGAAGUGGCUGAGCAGGAAGAACGCCUCAGGCGGGGUGAUGACCUCAGAUUGCAGAUGGCCCUGGAGGAAAGCCGAAGGGACACAGUUAAGGUUCCAAAAAAGAAAGAGCAUGGCUCCCACCCACAGCAGACCACUCUGUUGGAUUUAAUGGAUGCUCUCCCCAGCUCAGGCCCUGCUGCCCAGAAAGCAGAGCCCUGGGGCCCGUCUUCCUCAGCUAGCCAGACCAACCCCUGGGGCGGGCCAGCGGCUCCUGAGAGCACUUCGGAUCCCUGGCCAUCGUUCGGUGCCAAGCCAGCGGCCUCUGUCGACCCAUGGGGUGUGCCUGCCGGAGCCAGCACGCACUCUGUCCCUAAGAGCUCAGACCCCUGGGCCGCUUCACAGCAGCCCACCCCCAGCGCUGGGAAGACAACUUCUGACACCUGGGGUGCGGUCUCGGCCACCAAGCCAGUGUCUGCCUCUGGGUCCUUUGAGCUCUUCAGUAAUCUGAAUGGUACAAUUAAAGAUGACUUUUCUGAAUUUGACAACCUCCGAACUUCAAAAAAAACAGCUGAAUCUGUGGCCUCGCUGCCGUCCCAAAACAAUGGAACCACAAGCCCUGACCCCUUUGAGUCUCAGCCCCUGACCAUUGCCUCUAGCAAGCCCAGCAGUGCCCGGAAAACACCUGAGUCCUUCCUGGGCCCCAACGCAGCCCUCGUAAACCUAGACUCACUGGUGACCAGGCCCGCCCUGCCAGCCCAGUCGCUCAACCCUUUCCUGGCACCAGGUGCAGCCGCCGCCUCGGCCCCUGUCAACCCCUUCCAGGUGAACCAGCCCCAGCCGCUGACGCUGAACCAGCUGCGGGGCAGCCCCGUCCUGGGCACCAGCAUGUCCUUCGGGCCUGGCCCUGGGGUGGAACCCAUGGCUGUGGCCUCCAUGACCUCCACGGCCCCACACUCAGCUCUGGGAACCAGUGGUUCUUCUCUGACACCACUGGGCCCCGCAACGAUGAACAUGGUGGGCAGCAUGGGCAUCCCUCCUUCGGCAGCUCAGGCCACCAGCACAACCAACCCUUUCCUUCUCUAGUGCCCCGGGCCUGGGACCCACCCCGGAGGGACGUCCAGAGCACCUGUGCCAGAGGACGCCGAGCAGGGACUCUCGUUUGUGGGAUGGGCCUUGAGAGUUUGGGGUGGGCGGUGUUAGGGCUUUUCAAUUCCGGCUUCCUGAUAAAAGGGUUGUCUUUACAGCCCCAACCCUCAGACUUAGAGUGUCGUGUCACGUCACGUGAGGUCCUCGCCUUCCAAGGCAGGCCCGCUCACCUGCCCCAGCCUGGCCUGCUCUGGCCACCUCUUCCCAAGCACUCAGUUCCUGUCAGGGCUCCUCUGAGGCCUUGGACGAG